AUGGCUCCAGUAUCCACAGAUUCAGCUCUCACCACCUUAACAUUAAACCCAAGCCCCAAUUCAACUCCAUCCCCGGACACCGACAAGGACUGCAGCGACAAACCAUCGAAACCCCGCCCCAUAACUUCCUGUGCGGCCUGUCGCAUACGAAAAGUCAAGUGCAACCGCGCCUCCCCAUGCAGCGCAUGCAUAGCGCGCAAAACAGAGUCGGAAUGCACAUACGCCACAACAAUGGAAGAGCGCGAAGCAAUCGCGCAAGCAGACCUAAUUGCAGAGCUUCGAACGACACGAAAUAAACUGCAGAACCAGCUAGCGAAGGCGGGGGCUGGGGCUGGCUCUGCUGGGUUCGGCUCUGGUACGUCUACUACGAGUACGAGUACGUCUAGUGGGAUGUACGCUCGGGAUGAAGAGGAAGAGGAGGCGCUGGAGGCCGUGUAUGCGGCUUUGAGGGGUGGAUCGUUGGAUUUGGUAAGAGAGGUUGUGGGAAGGAUACGCGCCGGGGAAGGGGUGAGGGAUGUGCUUGGGUGGUUAGAAGGGGGUGUUGUUGUUGGCGUUGGCGUUGGUGUCGGUGUCGGUGGUAUUGCUGUUAGUGUUGAGAGGGAUUAA
Messenger RNA from Aspergillus puulaauensis, 606 nucleotides. RefSeq names its product Zn(II)2Cys6 transcription factor domain-containing protein. Gene Ontology annotation, cellular component: nucleus. The coding region runs from base 1 to 606 and encodes 201 amino acids. The transcript is spliced from 2 exons. Lineage: Eukaryota; Fungi; Ascomycota; Eurotiomycetes; Eurotiales; Aspergillaceae. The record is from RefSeq and is a predicted model, not a curated record. Gene Ontology annotation, biological process: regulation of transcription by RNA polymerase II. Gene Ontology annotation, molecular function: DNA-binding transcription activator activity, RNA polymerase II-specific; RNA polymerase II cis-regulatory region sequence-specific DNA binding; zinc ion binding.